GGUGGGAGCGCGUGCUGCUGGGAGUUGUUUGGAGGUUGGCGGCGCGGGGCUGACGAUCUCAGGCAGAGCGAUCAUGUCGCACAAACAAAUUUACUAUUCGGACAAAUACGACGAUGAGGAGUUCGAGUACCGGCAUGUCAUGUUGCCCAAGGACAUAGCCAAGCUGGUCCCUAAAACCCAUUUGAUGUCUGAAUCUGAAUGGAGGAAUCUUGGUGUUCAGCAGAGUCAGGGGUGGGUCCAUUAUAUGAUCCAUGAACCAGAACCUCACAUCUUGCUGUUCCGGAGGCCGCUGCCCAAGAAGCCAAAGUAAUGAAGCUGGCGAGCCACUUUUCAGCCUCUAGCUCUACUCAGCUGUCCUCACUUGCUAACAGCUUUCUGAUAACAUUAUGUUGCCUUCUUGUUUCUCACUUUGCUAUUUAAAGGAUGUUUAAAAUACACUGUUUGAAAUGUGCUGGUGACUGCUUUGCUACUUAAGCAGAGCCGGCAGCAGCACUGCCAGCCAGAGGAGUGCUCUGAGGGCUGCAGCCCCAGCUGCGUGUGACCCCUGAAACCAUGAUGAGUUCUGUACCCAGCAGAACACACGUGGCCGAUGGAGGAAGCAUCAGAAUGAGACCAGGGCUGUAACAGGGAUUGUGUACAUUUGCUGUUUUGUUUUGUUUUCCUGCCAGGUGUAUGUAUGGGGAUUUAUGUUUCAAUGUAUUGGAAACUUUCCAUUUUAUUCAAGAACUCUAUUUCAUGUUAAAAGCCUUGAUUAAAGAGGAAUUUUUUUUAUAA
This is a messenger RNA of Eptesicus fuscus (big brown bat), 774 nucleotides long. It is a transcript of the gene CKS1B, whose product is annotated as CDC28 protein kinase regulatory subunit 1B. Gene Ontology annotation, cellular component: cyclin-dependent protein kinase holoenzyme complex; SCF ubiquitin ligase complex. Gene Ontology annotation, biological process: regulation of mitotic cell cycle. The coding region runs from base 74 to 310 and encodes 78 amino acids. Lineage: Eukaryota; Metazoa; Chordata; Mammalia; Chiroptera; Vespertilionidae. Gene Ontology annotation, molecular function: protein kinase binding; ubiquitin binding; histone binding. The transcript has 3 exons. The record is from RefSeq and is a predicted model, not a curated record.